ACAUAUUGAGCCACCAACUUUUCUGUUUAUCAAGACAACACGAUAUGAUACACAGGCAUACCGUAUGAGCUUCUCGUACAGAACUAACAUGCAGUUAGGAUUUCUUUGGGAUACAGAGAGUUUGUGUGUGGCUUCAAUUCCAAAAUGUGCUUGAAGAUGUUGAUUGCUGCUAUCCUACUAUCAUUCGUUUCCUCUGUAAUUGGACAAGUUGUAACCUGUGGAUUGAAUUACGGAACAUGUCCUAACGAUGGAACCUGCAUCAGUUCCGGCACUGCUUUCAAAUGCCAGGGUGAUCCAUGUUCCUCUAACCCUUGUCUUAAUGGUGGUACAUGUACUAACACUGACAAUGGAGGAGCAUAUUCGUGCAACUGUAACACUGCUUAUAAGGGCCUCAACUGCAACAUGCCUGUGGGUAAUAUUUUUGCGGAUGAUGUUGAUAUGUUUGUUUCAGGAACACAAGUUGAUGAAUUAAAUAGAAAAUUACAAACUAUUUUAGAAAAUAUUGCGAUUAUAGGUGCCCCUUGUUCAUCUGGUCCGUGUCUUAAUGGUGGAACAUGUAUGAACAGUGGUACAACAUAUAUGUGCAGUUGCAGUAAUGGCUUCAAUGGAAAUAGAUGUGAAACAUCUACAACUGUAGAUUACUGCGCAACACCAGACAUAUGUGGCUCGCAGGGUACAUGUGAGUACAGUGGAAAUUAUUACAAGUGCCUUUGCAAUGGAAACAUGAUAGGGGGCAACUGUGAAGUUCCCGGGGGUACACAGACCCCUUGUUCGUCGGGUCCGUGCCUAAACGGCGGAACAUGUAUGAACGUUGGUACAUCGUAUGUAUGCAACUGCAUUAACGGCUUCAAUGGAGAUAGAUGUGAAGCAUCUACAGCGUUGACUGUGCUGCCAUGUUCUUCGUCGCCAUGUAAAUCUGGCGGUGUCUGUUCCAACGUUGGAUUGACAUUCAAUUGCAGGUGUCAAGAUGGUUACUCGGGUACGACGUGCGAGUAUUCGGUACGAAGUGGACCAAUGGAUUGCAUUACGCACCCUUGUGAAAACGGUGCAAUAUGCGUGUCCAAUGAUGAUCAUUACGAAUGCGUGUGCCCGGGAAAUAUUCCCUGUCAUUUAAAAACAAACCCUCAAAGACCACAGAAACAGUUUUUCCUCAUGAACCAGCAAUAUGCAGAUGGUAUUGGGUGGGUGACAAAUUCCAAAAUGCAAGCAGAAGAAAUUAAGAAGACCAUACCUGGGAAAGUGGAGUAG
Messenger RNA from Anneissia japonica, 1248 nucleotides. Its product is annotated as fibropellin-3-like. The transcript is spliced from 10 exons. Gene Ontology annotation, cellular component: plasma membrane; protein-containing complex. The coding region runs from base 145 to 1248 and encodes 367 amino acids. NCBI's taxonomy places the organism in Eukaryota, Metazoa, Echinodermata, Crinoidea, Comatulida, Comatulidae. Gene Ontology annotation, molecular function: calcium ion binding. The record is from RefSeq and is a predicted model, not a curated record. Gene Ontology annotation, biological process: establishment or maintenance of epithelial cell apical/basal polarity; heterophilic cell-cell adhesion.